Messenger RNA from Toxotes jaculatrix (banded archerfish), 2538 nucleotides. RefSeq names its product extracellular calcium-sensing receptor. Gene Ontology annotation, cellular component: membrane. The record is from RefSeq and is a predicted model, not a curated record. The coding region runs from base 1 to 2538 and encodes 845 amino acids. Gene Ontology annotation, molecular function: G protein-coupled receptor activity. NCBI's taxonomy places the organism in Eukaryota, Metazoa, Chordata, Actinopteri, Toxotidae. The transcript is spliced from 13 exons. Gene Ontology annotation, biological process: G protein-coupled receptor signaling pathway.
AUGAGUGGUUUUGAUUCUAGUGUGCCUCAGUGUGCGAAGCUGGUAGACAGCGAGUCUCUGGCCCUGCAGUCGGAAGGAGAUAUUGUGAUUGGAGGGUUGUUCCCUCUGCAUUAUGUGGCCCCUACACCACAGCACAGCUACUCUAGCAAACCUCAGCUCACACCUUGCAGCGGCUUUGACUACAGAGCCUUCCGCUGGAUGAUGACCAUGGUGUUUGCUGUGGAGGAAAUUAACCGUGAUUCAAGCUUGUUACCAGGUGUUAAGCUAGGUUACCUGAUCAUGGACAGCUGUGACCACGUCCACACCAGCAUGCAAGCUCUUUUUUCUUUAAUCAGCCACUCCAAAGCGGUGACAGCUGCGACUUUGCCCUCGUGUCUGGCUGGUUCUCCUGUGCCCGCUGUGAUCGGCCUUGCAUCCUCUUCCCCUACGAGAGCUGUAGCUCACACUCUUGGCCCUUUCAACAUCCCACUGGUGAGCUAUUUUGCCACUUGUACUUGUCUUACUGACAAGCAUGUGUACCCGUCAUUCUUACGGACUGUGCCGAGUGAUCUCUUUCAAGUCAGAGGCCUUGUACAGCUGGUCACUUUCUUAGGCUGGCUCUGGGUGGGAACAAUAGGGACCACGGAUGAUUACAGUCACUAUGGCAUCCAAGCAUUCUCUAACCAGUUUAGACAACAAGGUGGAUGUGUGGCAUUUCAUCUGACUAUCACCAAGUCACCCACAGCAGAUGAGAUACAAGAAAUGGCAAACAGGCUGCAGAGUUCAACUGCAAAGGUCGUGGUUGUCUUUGCAACAGAGGGACAGCUGCUGGAUCUGCUCUUAGAACUGGCUCAGAGAAAUGUGACAGGGAUCCAGUGGGUAGCAAGUGAAGCCUGGGUGACCGCUACCCUCUUGACCUCACCCGACUUCCACCCUCUCCUAGAGGGCACACUGGGCUUCUCAUUCCCAGGAGUCAGAAUCCCUGGCUUGAAAGAGUUCCUGUUGAAUGUCCGCCCCUCUCCCGAACCAGGGAUGGACUUUGUCAACAUGUUCUGGGAAGAGCUGUUUGGCUGUAGGCUAGAGUUCGUGAAUGAAGCAACCACUCCUGUCUGCACAGGUUCAGAGGAUCUGACGUACACUGACAGCAGUUAUACUGAUGUAUCUCAGGUCAGAAUAUCCUAUAAUGUGUACAAAGCUGUAUAUGCCAUCGCCCAUGCUCUGCACAUUUUACUGAAAUGUGAUUCAGGAGUUAACAUGGGAAUGUGUGAAAAAUAUAAAUCAUUUACUUCUACGCAGUUGCUGGAUCAUCUGAAGCGAGUAAAUUUCACCACUCAGUUUAAGGAGAAGGUGUAUUUUGACUCCAAUGGCGAACCGGUCCCUUUGUAUGACAUCAUUAACUGGCAGAAGGACAGCAACGGGGAAAUCAGAUUUAUCAAAGUGGGAAGCUAUGAUGGUUCAGCUCCACUGGGACAACAGCUGCAGAUGGAGCACAGCACCAUUGUAUGGGCAAAAGGACAAUCACAGGUGCCUGUAUCUCAGUGCAGUGCUCCAUGCCCCUCUGGCACCAGGCAGGCCAGGCGUCCGAGAGAGCCUCACUGCUGCUUUGAUUGUUUGCCCUGUGCUGAUGGAGAGAUCAGCAACCAGACUGGUUCUACUGAGUGCACAAAAUGUCCUGAGUUUUACUGGUCAGACAGAGACAAGGUGAAAUGUAUUGCCGGGGUUGAAGAAUUCCUGUCCUUCCAUGACACCAUGGGCAUCAUCCUGGUUGUACUCACCCUGCUAGGUGUCGUUCUUACAACCAUCAUCACCACUAUCUUUCACCGUUUCCGCUCUACACCCAUCGUCAGGGCCAACAACUCAGAAAUAAGCUUCUUACUUCUCCUGUCACUCAAGCUCUGCUUCUUGUGUUCCCUGGUGUUCAUUGGCCAACCAUCUGUGUGGACAUGCAGGCUCCGCCAGGCAGCAUUCGGGAUCAGCUUUGUGCUCUGUCUGUCCUGCCUCCUUGUUAAGACCAUUGUAGUUCUCUUGGCCUUCCAGGCAAAUGCACCUGCUUCCAGGGCUCUGAAGCUGUUUGGGCCUGCUCAACAGAGAACUCUGAUCCUCUGCACUACAGCUCCUCAGGUUUGCCUCUGCGCUGGCUGGGUGCUGGGUGCACCUCCAUUCCCAUUCAGGAAUCCAGCCUAUCAAGCCUCAACUGGAAAAAUUGUUGUGGAGUGUAAGGAGCCAUGGCCUCCCGGAUUUUACCUGGUCCUGGGCUACAUAGGCCUACUGGCCUUCCUCUGCCUCCUCCUGGCGUUCCUCGGGCGCAAGCUACCUGAUGCGUUCAAUGAGGCGAAGCUCAUCACCUUCAGCAUGCUGAUCUUCUGGGCUGUGUGGAUCUCUUUCAUCCCAGCUCACGUCAGCUCUCCUGGAAAGUUCACAGUGGCAGUGGAAAUAUUUGCUAUAUUAGCCUCUAGUUUUGGACUGUUACUGUGCAUUUUUGUGCCCAAAUGUUACAUAAUUUUACUGCAGCCGGAAAGAAACACUAAGAAAGGCAUGACUGGAAAAUAUCCCAGAUGA